AUGCCAUCGUUGCUCAAUAUCCCUCUAGACAUUGUUAGUGAAGUUUUGGAAAAGUUGGAGCCUAUGGAUCGAUUGACCUGCCGUAAAGUUUGCCGCAACCUGAGAACAGCCGUUGAUAAUAUCGGAUUCAACUUUGACAAAAUCUCGUUGACAUUUUCGAAAAAUCACAAGGUUGAACUGGAAUUGGACAAAUUUCAAACCAAAUAUUACAGUGCAAUAGAUGGUAGUACUGUACUGAAUUAUAAUGAGAAGGAAAAGAUUAUCAAAAGAGAAAGUUGCCUGAAAAUAGUAUUUAACGAUUUGGAGAUACUAUUGAACAAUUCCUUGUCAAAGUUUAGCUUUUCUGUACAUAUAGAAGAUAAAUUGGACAUUAUCAAUGCUCUCAAAAACGUCUUGAAAGUCAAAAAAUCGAUAUUCGUUAAGGAAAUCUGGCUGCGUGAUACAUCAUUCAAUGAUGCUCUCUCUAUACUCCCAUAUUUCAAUGCGGACAUGCUGGCUGUAAUUCAUUUAUCGAUUUCUGACAAUAUUAGUCAAUUCGAAAAAAUAAUAUAUAUGGAUCAAUGGAAAAGUGCAAGAUCCUUCCAUCUCAGCGAUGCUCAUUUUGACGAUGAUCACAUUAAACAUUUGUUUGACUUUGAAGAGUUUUCCAUUGCAAUGUGUUACUUAUCAGAUGAUACUGUGAUAGAUAUCAGAGAUGAUCUCUUAACAAGGCCCACAUUCCGAGAAUGCUGUAUAGACUUUGGUGGUUAUGAAGAGGAGGCCGAUGACAUCCUUAAAAUAUUUGAUCCGGACAGUCCUAGUAGAUAUGAGAUUGAAUAUUCGAACGAUCAGGGUAAAUUUGCAAUCAAGUGUCAACUUUAUGGUUACUACGAUUGCGCACUUGAAAUUGAAAGACUGGUUGAAUAAAAUUUGCAUAUUUAUUGGUAACUUUGUUUAAAAAAAAAAGAUUUUAUUUUGCCAAUUAUUUUAAUAAACACUUUUCAAUAAA
Caenorhabditis elegans is the source of this 988-nucleotide messenger RNA. It is a transcript of the gene fbxa-15, whose product is annotated as F-box domain-containing protein. The record is from RefSeq and is marked reviewed. The coding region runs from base 1 to 906 and encodes 301 amino acids. NCBI's taxonomy places the organism in Eukaryota, Metazoa, Nematoda, Chromadorea, Rhabditida, Rhabditidae. The transcript is spliced from 3 exons.